This is a messenger RNA of Eriocheir sinensis (Chinese mitten crab), 1301 nucleotides long. RefSeq names its product gastrula zinc finger protein XlCGF7.1-like. The coding region runs from base 399 to 1196 and encodes 265 amino acids. Gene Ontology annotation, molecular function: DNA-binding transcription factor activity; RNA polymerase II cis-regulatory region sequence-specific DNA binding. Gene Ontology annotation, biological process: regulation of transcription by RNA polymerase II. Lineage: Eukaryota; Metazoa; Arthropoda; Malacostraca; Decapoda; Varunidae. The transcript is spliced from 2 exons. The record is from RefSeq and is a predicted model, not a curated record.
UCGGGAGGAGGAGGAAGAGGAAGACAGGCUCGGGGGAGGAGGAAGAGGAAGACAGGCUCGGGAGGAGGAGGAAGAGGAAGACAGGCUCGGGGGAGGAGGAAGAGGAAGACAGGCUCGGGUCUCGGGAGUAAGAGAUUCAAGAGAAGCCUGGGAGGAGGAGGAGGACCUGUGUAUAGGCCAAAAGAAGUGUGUGUCUGCCGCUGUUUAUUACAGGUGCUGAGGCCAAGGUCAGCAGCACCGCCGGGACUCCUUGCCGCUUCCCUCAGCACUGCAGCUCACCUUGCCUUGGGGGCUCCUGCAGGAGUGGCCCACACUGCCCCCCCCCCCCCCACCCACUCACCCACACACACACACACACUCACACACUUCCUGGGUUGUCUGCCAGGAGUGGUGCCACAAUGGAGGGUGUGAGGCCAGGCAGCGACACAGACAGCCCGGACCAGCGGCAGGCAGCCUCAGGUGAACAGAGCAGCCAGGCCAGACACACCCACUCCCAGGCAGGCGAGGAAAGGCUUGGGUGUGUGCAGGCUGUGUGCACCAGCCAGGCCAGACACACCCACUCCCAGGCAGGCGAGGACAGGCUCGGGUGUGUGCAGGCUGUGUGCACCAGCCAGGCCAGACACACCCACUCCCAGGCAGGCGAGGACAGGCUCGGGUGUGUGCAGGCUGUGUGCACCAGCCAGGCAGGCGAGGGAAGGCUCGGGUGUGUGCAGGCUGGGCAGAGGCUCACUGCUGAGGGUGGCAAUACUGAACACCCCCCCACACACACUGCUGUUAGGAACUUUGAGUGUGAACUGUGUGGGAAAAAGGUUACUAGUAAAGGUAGCCUCAGAAGACACGUGUUCCUCCACAGUGGCAUCAGGAACUUUAAGUGUGAACAGUGUGGGAAAAAGUUUAAAUGUAAUGAUAACCUCAAAACACACAUGGUCCGCCACACUGGCAUCAGAAACUUUGAGUGUGAACAGUGUGGGAAAAAGUUUUUACUUAAAGAUGACCUCAGUCAACACAUGCUCAUCCACACUGCUACUAAAAGCUUUGAGUGUGACUACUGCUGGAAAAGAUUUGCCCAGCGAAAAGGUCUAAGAAGCCACAUACUUAUCCACACCGCUCCAAAACAACUGGAGUGUGAACAUUGUGGGAAACGGUUUACUGUAAAACAACAACUCUUAAAACACGUGCAUACCCACACACCUUGACCUCUAGUCUUUGUGUGUGUGUCAUUAACCUGUCUGAUCAUAUGGGGAGGGAGGUGUGUAUCUACAGAGGUUGUGGAUAGUUUGCAUUAAAGAAUCUACAGUCUU